Molecule: messenger RNA, 1608 nt
Organism: Aspergillus novofumigatus IBT 16806
Lineage: Eukaryota; Fungi; Ascomycota; Eurotiomycetes; Eurotiales; Aspergillaceae
Product: Mo25 family protein
Exons: 5
Coding region: 263-1411 (382 amino acids)
Biological process (GO): intracellular signal transduction
Molecular function (GO): protein serine/threonine kinase activator activity
Source: RefSeq, a predicted model, not a curated record
CGGACCUCAUUAUCAUCAGCAUCAUCGUCAUCACCACCACCAUCUCCUUCUCCUUCUCUAUCUCUUUCUGCUUGUAAAGGCUCACUGCUUCCUUCAGUCGAGACAGAGCAAGUGUUCAUGUUACCCUUCUUCUGCUAGGGAUCAAUUGCUUGCCCUCCAAUCUUUCACAUGUACUGAAUAGCUCAUUGUCUCCGAUCAUUUCUUUGUUUCUUCUACAUCAAACUUUCCUGUCCGAUACAUAUUACAUUUUAUAUCAACGGAAAUGGCUUUCCUCUGGCGGAAUCGACAACGGCCUCCUUCUGAUGUCGUCCGAACAAUCAAGGAGAUAUUGUUAAGACUGGGAGAAGCUCCGGCAGCUGCCAAGGUCGAAGAUGACCUGGCGAAGCAACUUGCGCAAAUGAAAGUGAUCGUCCAAGGCACUCAAGAAACCGACACGACUCCGGAGCAAGUACAUGCUCUGGUUCAAGCCACCGUCCAGGAAGAUCUGCUAUACGAACUUGCCCGCAACCUCCGUCAUCUUCCCUUUCAAGCCAGAAAAGAUACGCAAACCAUAUUCUCUCAGAUCCUUCGUUUUCGACCCGCCCAGGCCAACAAAGGCGACCCCCCAGUGAUUUCUUAUAUUGUACACAACCGUCCCGAGAUCAUUGUUGAGCUCUGUCGGGGAUACGAAUCGCCGGAGAGCACAAUGCCAUGUGGCGCAAUCCUGAGAGAAGCACUCAAAUUCGACGUGUGUGCGGCCAUCAUCCUAUACGACCAGUCUACCGAGGGUCAACCCGCGAUCAGAUUGACACAAGUCAACCCCGAUAUUCCCCAGAAAGGCAAUGGCAUCUUUUGGAGAUUUUUCCAUUGGAUCGACAAGAGCAGCUUCGAAGUGAGCGCCGAUUCCUUUACAACAUUUAGGGACAUUCUCACUCGUCACAAGAGUCUUGUGACCUCCUACCUCACCACCAACUUUGAUCUCUUCUUUUCCCGCUUCAAUGCACUCAUCCAAUCGAGUUCCUAUGUUACCAAGCGCCAGAGUAUAAAGCUUCUAGGUGAGAUUCUGUUGGAUCGAGCCAAUUACAGCGUGAUGAUGGCAUAUGUUGAAAGCGGGGAGAACCUGAAGCUCUGCAUGCAAUUGCUCAAAGACGAUCGCAAAAUGAUUCAGUACGAGGGGUUCCACGUUUUCAAGGUAUUCGUCGCAAAUCCUAACAAAUCGGUCGCGGUGCAACGGAUUCUCAUCAACAAUCGGGACCGUUUGUUGAAAUUCUUGCCUAAAUUCUUAAUGGAUCGCACGGAUGACGACCAGUUCACGGACGAGAAGAGUUUCUUAGUCCGUCAAAUCGAGCUGCUACCUCAGGAGCCCAUUGAACCAGCACGAUCAACCCAGGAGCCAUCCAGAUCGCGAGUCAACACCGCCGCUGCGGCCUAGUGCAUGGCCUUGAAAUGUCCCUUCACCUUUGUCACUACAGCAGGACUGUUUGUAUUGGAUCAGCGCCCCUUAUUGCAUUGAUGGCCUACUGGUAUAUGGCUGCCACGGAGUUAUAGAGUGUGUUUCCGUAUCUAGGACUCGGAUAAAAUGAUGUUGACAUGGAUUACUACCGUAAACAGAAACGCCACUACAAAAGA